Molecule: messenger RNA, 810 nt
Organism: Coregonus sp. 'balchen'
Lineage: Eukaryota; Metazoa; Chordata; Actinopteri; Salmoniformes; Salmonidae
Source: the annotation of a GenBank genome assembly
CCAGUCCUUGUCAGCUGGGUGGGUAGGCUUGGUGGGUCGAAGGGGCCCCUGCUCCAAACAGCCCUUCAUGGUGACCUUCUUCAGGGCCAGCCAGGCCCCGUCGAUCCCUGAAUCCCAACCCCCGCAAGAAGAAGCCCAAAUAUGACCGUCCCCUGCCCAGUAUACAUGGUGAGGUCAUACAAGGUCAGGGGACAACACUGGUUUUUGGUGUUGUUGUUAAGCUUGUUUUAUGCAGAGUUUAAAGGGAUAGUUCAUCCAAAUUACAAAAUUACUUAACUUGCGUUUACAUUUAAUUGUGUCUUUAUUUUAAAUCCAAUGCAUCCAAAGCAUGCUUUACAGUCUGUCCUGUCUCAUAACAUCUUUUUUGAUCCCUUUCAGAUCACAGCCACGUCAACAGUGGGCGUCAGGCUUGUAAGAGACAUUAAUUAUAUGUGAGCUUUAGUGACCUAGACUGGAAGGUGAGCUUCUGUCUCCCUUAACUACUCAAUCUACUGAAUAGAUAAUAUCAUGAUCUAACAUUGUAUCACCUUAUUUGCUGUAACACACAAUUAGUAUUUUUAGGGAAGCAAGGCAUUUGUGUAGUAUGUGCAUUGUAGUGUAUGUUCUUUGCAUAUUUUAUGAUGUAUUUCUCAUAGAAAUAGUCUCUUCUAGUCAUUAAUCUAAUCUUGUCAUUCUAUUUCUAUGGUAUUUCUCUCCAUAAGGACUGGGUCCUGGCUCCUACGGGUUACUCUGCCCUUCUACUGUGAUGGAGAAUGCCUAUACCCUCUGGGUUCCUGCAUGAACGCCACCAACCACGCUAUGAUCCAACUA